Messenger RNA from Closterium sp. NIES-65, 408 nucleotides. NCBI's taxonomy places the organism in Eukaryota, Viridiplantae, Streptophyta, Zygnematophyceae, Desmidiales, Closteriaceae. The record is from the annotation of a GenBank genome assembly.
AUGGCAUCGGACGUGCACGUCGCCCCUGAGGUGGAGGAGUGGGUGAACCCAUUGUUCGCCACAACCGCGGAGGAUGAGGAGGCGGCAAAGGCUGCGGAUGCUGAGGAUGCCGGGGACCUGGAGGAGGAGGAGGAGGAGGAGGAGGAGGAGGAGGAGGAGGAGGAGGAGGAGGAGGAGGAGGAGGAGGAGGAGGAGGAGGAGGAGGAGGAGGAGGAGGAGGAGGAGGAGGAGGAGGAGGAGGAGGACGACGACGACGACGACGACGACGACGACGACGACGACGACGACGACGACGACGACGACGACGACGACGACGAUGUGGAUGACGAGGAAGAGGAGGCGGAGGGUGGGCUGGAGGAGGACGCGAACACUAAGUGCUUGUUGGAAUCUAACAUGACCAAGCCGUAG